AUGGGUUGCUGUUUGACUGUUGGACCAAAUGAAGCGCUCGUUGUGUCAGGUGCCUGUUGUGGUUCAGAUGAAAAGACAUAUGUGGUGGGAGGCUGGGCGUGGGCAUGGUGGUUUAUAUCAGACACACAGAGAAUUACACUAGAGAUAAUGACACUACAGCCUAAGUGUGAAGACGUGGAGACAGCGGAGGGAGUCGCUAUUACAGUGACAGGAGUUGCUCAAGUCAAGGUUAUGACCGACAAAGACUUGCUGGCGGUUGCCUGUGAGCAGUUUCUGGGAAAGUCUGUCAUGGAAAUCAAGGCUGUGGUCCUGCAAACCCUGGAGGGACAUUUACGUUCUAUCUUAGGCACUUUGACCGUGGAGCAGAUCUACCAGGACAGAGAUGAGUUCGCUCGGCUGGUGAGGGAGGUGGCAGCUCCUGAUGUGGGUCGGAUGGGGAUUGAGAUCCUCAGCUUCACUAUAAAAGAUGUCUAUGAUAAGCUGGACUACCUGAGCUCUCUUGGAAAAACUCAGACAGCGGCUGUACAAAGGGACGCUGACAUCGGAGUGGCCGAGGCAGAGAGGGAUGCUGGGAUUAGAGAAGCUGAGUGCAAGAAAGAAAUGAUGGAUGUGAAGUUCUUGGCCGACACUAAAAUGGCUGACUCCAAGCGAGAGCUGGAGCUGCAGAAAGCUGCUUUCAAUCAAGAAGUGAACACUAAGAAAGCAGAGUCUCAGCUGGCCUAUGAACUACAGGCAGCUAAAGAGCAGCAGAAGAUCAGAUUGGAGGAGAUCGAAAUCGAGGUUGUGCAGAGGAAAAAGCAGAUCUCCAUUGAGGAGAAAGAAAUUGAGAGGACAGAGAAGGAGCUGAUUUCAACAGUCAAGCGUCCUGCUGAAGCAGAGGCUUACAAGAUGCAGCAGCUGGCAGAAGGACAGAAGAUGAAGAAAGUGCUGACUGCUCAGGCUGAGGCAGAGAAGAUCAGGAAGAUCGGAGAGGCAGAGGCCAUCUCUAUCGAAUCCGUGGGGAAGGCCGAGGCCGAGAGUAUGAGGCUGAAGGCAGAGGCCUACCAGCAGUACGGAGAAGCCGCCAAGACUGCGCUCGUCCUGGAAGCACUUCCCAAGAUCGCUGGAAAGGUAGCAGCGCCUCUGGCCAAGACCAAUGAGAUUGUUAUUCUGAGUGGGGAUGGCAGCCGCGUGACCGGGGAGGUGAACCGUCUCCUCGCUGAGCUGCCGGUGUCUGUUAAUGCACUCACGGGUGUGGACCUGUCCAAGAUCCCUCUGUUGCAGAAGAUGACGGGUGCUUAAGCAGGAAGUCAAUCAGUUGCGUCUCCUUCAUGAUAUGUUGUAUGCACUCACAGAAACUGCCUUUAGAAGACUUGGAAAUCUUUUAUUAUUAUUAUUAUUAUUAUUUAAAGAAACAAGUAGAUUUUUGAUACCUCUGGUGCCUUAAUGUUUUUUUAUAGGACCAGAAUAUCUGCAUGCACUGCUGCUCCCACAUUCCUCAGUUCACUUGUUGCUGGAGUCAUUGUACACACGUCAGAGACCACUAGAACAAUUAGUACUGCUUUUUGUUUUGUUAUAAAUUUCUGUAGUGUCAGCAUACAAAACUCUACCUAUCACACUUUUUCUUUACUGUUUUAUACACUUUUAUCUCUACACUACUAAGACACUUUAACACUCAAUGGUGAGUCAGCUUUAGUUUAGAUUACAAUCAAAUCUUUGUAUCCGUCCAAAGUCAAGCACUGUUUCUUCAUUCAUAUUAAAGCAUAUUUCUGUCUACAAAGAGGCGACGUUAUACCUUACAGAUCCUGCCAUGAUUUCUAACAUUCAGGAAGACUGUCACUGUUGCGAGUAGCGAGUAGCAUUCAGUACACUAAGCUCUUGGACAAAAGUAUUGCUUCACGGGUAAACUUCAGUGUCAUCUUUGGUAGAAUGAAGCCAAGUGCUCCUCUUUUUUUUUAGAUGUUGCUGACACAUAAAUAGACAUGGCCUUUAUAAACCCAGCCAUCUUGCCAACUUAAAUCAUUAGUUCAGAUCAAUCUCGUCGCUUGGGCAUUUUUAAUAUCGUUGGAUUGUAUGUGUGCUUUGUUUUGUUAAAUUGAUAUUAUUGGACAAAAUCUGUUUUUAUUUUUUGUUUUUUUAAGAAAUUUAGUUCUGGAGAGAUUUAUCAUUUGUUGUUUGAUGUUUGGAUAUCCAACCAAUCCGAUGCUGUUAAUAUAGUUUCAUGACAAUAAGAGUUGAGCCAUUUUUAAGAUCAUUUUGUAUAGUUGUUUGACACCCAUGCCUAACAAAAUCUUUUUAAAUAUUAACAAGAGUUACAUAAGAUACUCGAUAGCUGUCAUGGGAUGCAUUGACAUCGCCAUUUAUGGACAAUAAUGUUCUGUUUUGUAGUGGUUUAUCUAGAUGGUGUACUCUAGUCACUGUGAAAGUUUAUUACCUCGGUUUCCUCAUUCGGUUCAGAGCGAGUGGCGGUUUGCAGUAAAGUUUAACAUGCUUCUACAUUUAUUCUGCUGGGAAGGGACAAAGUCACUUUUCCUUGUGUUAAUUUGACAUGCUAAUGAAAAACAAACAAACGGUAAAGCCAGGAGAUCACACUCCUCUUUGUGAUAUAUAGAUUUUAAUCAUAGUUUGUGUCCCUUUACCGUCCAUUUUUAUUAAAUCUUUAUAAAACUGAUUUAUUUAUUUAGUUUUAGCAUGGGUAAGAGGCACUGGAAACCUUGACUCUUUACGCAGUUUCUUUUUCUUUAUUUUUUAACACUCUGAUAUGUUUGAUUAAUUCAGAACUAUUAAAGCCAUGUCAGGUUUAGCCAUUUAGCAUUAGCGCAUCAUCGACUGUUUAUGUGCUUUGUAUGGCAUUGGUAAUACACUAUACUGUGUACUGGACAAACAUUAUAGGAACCGUAGAAGGACAGGACACAGCUCAGGACAAUGACAGGACAAAGCUCAGAUGUGCUUUUCCUUUAGUGGGUCACACAAACUAACCCCAACUUGCCAUUGUCGAUAUGGGGAGGAUUUGGUAGUUUUAUACAUGCUCUUUACACAGAUUUAACUCAGCAUGUUUAUGGUGCAUGUAUGUAUUUCCAAAUGUAAUAAAUCUAAUGUGACCCCGU
This is a messenger RNA of Carassius auratus (goldfish), 3086 nucleotides long. It is a transcript of the gene flot2b, whose product is annotated as flotillin 2b. Lineage: Eukaryota; Metazoa; Chordata; Actinopteri; Cypriniformes; Cyprinidae. Gene Ontology annotation, molecular function: protease binding. Gene Ontology annotation, cellular component: cytoplasmic vesicle; flotillin complex; plasma membrane. The transcript has 11 exons. Gene Ontology annotation, biological process: protein localization to plasma membrane; regulation of myoblast differentiation. The record is from RefSeq and is a predicted model, not a curated record. The coding region runs from base 1 to 1281 and encodes 426 amino acids.